This is a messenger RNA of Rhizophagus irregularis DAOM 181602=DAOM 197198, 340 nucleotides long. Lineage: Eukaryota; Fungi; Glomeromycota; Glomeromycetes; Glomerales; Glomeraceae. The record is from RefSeq and is a predicted model, not a curated record.
UAGAGAAUUGUUUGUUUAUUCAUAUUUCAUAUUAAUUAACACAUUUGCCUUUUUAAUAGGAACAAAUAAAUACUGAUUAUAAUGAAGGAAUGAGGGAAGAAAACUAUGAAGUUGUUAAAGUACACCUCACUGAUAUCAUUUCUAAAAUUGGUUUGGAUCAAAUUUUAGAAAUUUGGCAAUUGGUUAUAUCUUGUGGAACCAAAACUCAUUAUGUUAUUUUGUUAGUGGAUGGAUCACAUCAUUGUACGUGUAAUCUUCUUAUAACACAUGGAUAUCCAUGUCGCCAUUUUUACAAGAUUUUACGAUGUUCAACUUAAGCUAAAUGGCAUAUAGGUCUUAU